AUGGAAAAGAUAGAGCACACGGUAGUAGCCACAAAUGGGAUAAACAUGCACAUAGCCUCGAUAGGUACCGGCCCAGUGGUCCUCUUUGUCCACGGCUUCCCUGAGCUCUGGUACUCGUGGCCCCAGCUUCUCUACCUCUCCUCCCUCGGCUACCGCUGCAUUGCCCCCGACCUCCGCGGAUAUGGUGACAGAUACACUGCCUUCCACAUCGUCGGAGACCUCGUCGGCCUUCUUGACCAUCUGGGUGUCGACCAGGUCUUCUUGGUUGGCCAUGACUGGGGAGCUAUGAUGGCUUGGUACUUCUGCUGGUUCAGGCCAGACCGAGUCAAAGCUGUUGUCAACAUCAGCGUGCCAUUUUUUCCUAGGAACCCGGCGACAAGUUUUGUGGAUGGCUUCCGGGCUUUGUUUGGUGAUGACUAUUAUAUUUGCAGGUUUCAGGAACCUGGAGAAGUUGAAAAAGAUUUUGCUUGUGUAGAUACUGCAAUACUACUGAAGAAGUUCUUUUCACUUUUUGGUCCGAUUCCUCUAUGUGUACCAAAAGAGGUAGGAUUUAGAGGAUUGCAAACUCCAGAUACCUUGCCUUGUUGGUUGUCAGAAGAAGAUAUUAAUUACUAUGCAAGCAAAUUUAGCCAGAAAGGCUUCACUGGAGGACUGAACUACUAUCGAGCUAUUACCCUAAACUGGGAGCUCACAGCACCAUGGACUGGAUUGCAAAUCAAAGCGCCAGCGAAGUUCAUUGUGGGGGAAUUAGACAUCACCUACAAUAUCCCAGGCAUCAAAGAAUAUGUACACAACGGUGGCUUCAAGAAAGAUGUGCCUUAUUUGCAAGACGUGGUUGUGAUGGAAGGAGUUGCUCACUUUAUCAACCAAGAGAAGGCAGAGGAGAUCAGUGCACACAUUUAUGAAUUUAUCAACAAGUUCUGAAGUGGUGAAGAAGAUUCUCAACAGUGUUAACUGAUCUUCCUAGAGGUGCUCAGUUGCCUGGUGUAUCUGUUUUCUUCUGGCUUGAAAAUUAAAUAAGCAAAGACUUCCGCACAUUUCUGAAAGAGAAAUCAGAGGGGGUGUGGUUCAGGUUUAAUAAAAGAAUGAUAUUAAAUAUCUCCAUCAACAUUAUUUUUUGCUGUGUUGUAGGGUGAUGCCCUUCACUCCAGACAAUAAACUAUGAAUGAUCUGUAUGUGUUUAAUUCGUGCUGACAGCAACAUGUUCUUGAGAUCCUAAGGAACAAAUGCAGUUGUGAGCAAUGAAUUAGUAUCA
This is a messenger RNA of Corylus avellana, 1255 nucleotides long. RefSeq names its product epoxide hydrolase 3. NCBI's taxonomy places the organism in Eukaryota, Viridiplantae, Streptophyta, Magnoliopsida, Fagales, Betulaceae. Gene Ontology annotation, molecular function: catalytic activity. The record is from RefSeq and is a predicted model, not a curated record.